Messenger RNA from Cyclopterus lumpus (lumpfish), 2537 nucleotides. RefSeq lists its product as uncharacterized. Gene Ontology annotation, biological process: positive regulation of DNA-templated transcription. Gene Ontology annotation, molecular function: transcription coregulator activity. The transcript has 5 exons. NCBI's taxonomy places the organism in Eukaryota, Metazoa, Chordata, Actinopteri, Perciformes, Cyclopteridae. The coding region runs from base 194 to 787 and encodes 197 amino acids. The record is from RefSeq and is a predicted model, not a curated record. Gene Ontology annotation, cellular component: mediator complex.
GACCGGAAGUGACGCGGAGGAAACCAAUCACGCGCAAGCGCUCUCUGAAAGAAAUGAGUGGGGCGGUCUCAUUAUUAUGUCGUAUUCAAAUAAUUAAAUAAGCAAAGCGUUAUUUUUAUAAAUUUUUUUGCAGCUAGAGGUGAAGAUUUUUUUGAACGGCGGCGCUUACCCGGAAGGACGUUGUGUUUGAGGGAUGGCGGCCUCGUUGCCUCAGAAGGCGGGGAUGGCAGGGAUGCCCCCGCAGCAGCAGCAGCAGCAGCAGCAGCAGCAGUCCCACCUGCCCCCCAGUGCCGCCUCGGCCGCAGGUCAGCAGCCCAUGCCCCCCCAGGGAGCCCUGAGAGAGAUCUCCCCGGUGUUCCUCUGUCGGAUCGGACAGGAGACCGUCCAAGACAUUGUCACGCGCACCAUGGAGAUCUUUCAAAUCACGAGAUCUGCGCAGCUUCCCAACGGUGUGACCCAGGGCCAGGCGAUGUACCAGGACCGCUUCGGGAAGCUCCAGGAACACCUACGGCAGCUCGCCCUGCUGUUCCGAAAGCUCCGGCUCCUGUACGAACGCUGUGUGGAGAUGACCUCUGACCUGCAGGAGGAGCCAUCAGAGCUUCUGCCCUAUGUUGGAGAGGAGCUGGUUACUAUCAAAGUGGAGCCCUGCAGUGCCGCUGUCAACCAGGAGAGAAAAGAGGUUCUAGAGAAGGUACGCCAGAAGAACCAGGAGAUGAAGGUUCUGAUGGAUCAGAUGAGGAACCUGUUGUGGGAUGUCAACGCCAUGCUGACGCUCAGGAAGUGCUAGUCCCGCUAGAUCCACACUCUCUUCUUUUCUUUUUGAGAGAGAGAUCCAUUCCUCCACAGGCAUACGGACCAGUUGAAAUGAGGGAAUAUUUCGGUUUGAUAUGGAUUAUGGGACCUUUCACCUUAGGGUGCACCUCCUUUGUGUUGGCACUUCAUCACUGAAGCUCACAAGUCACUCACGGUUCACAGAGCUGCUAUUUAUUUUUGUAUUUUUUUUAAUGUUGAAGCUGUUGGCGUGGGAAACUAUUAAGAUAGGAUACUACUUGAUGGAUGCUUGAAAAAAAGGACAACCUGAUACACUCCAACUCCUCUUUUUUUUUUUUUUUACAAGGCAGCUGACAACCCAGUUAAUGUUUGACAAGUGCUCCAUAACUGUUAUUGUGUCACUGUUUAUUCUCACUACUUUUUUUUUUUUAUAGUUGAAAUAAUGAGUUAAAACCUGUUUUGCCUCAGCGUGAAAAAAAAAGUUUAGUUGUAGUUUAAAAAAAAAGAAGCUUUAUUCAUGGUGUUUUCUCCCGUGGGUGCUGACUCCAGACAGACUUGAAUUCACUGCAGGGCUUCCAGGAAGCACAGAAGCUGAUCUGGUGACGACUGCUUAGAAUAUGAACAAUUGCCCUUCUUAUGUUCUGUCAGUAGUAACAAAAUCAAAUUAGCCAAUUGGCAGCUAUGUAUCUCAGGUGCUGUGUGUGUGUGUGUGUGUGUGUGUGUGUGUGUGUGUGUGUGUGUGUGUGUGUGUGUGCGUGUGUGCGUGUGCGUGUGUGUGUGUGUGUGCGCGCAUGCUUAAUGAGAUUAGCUUCCUGAGUGCUAGACAGCACACCUGUUUACCCUGAAGGGGUUGAGACUUGAUUGCCUGUGAAUUUAUUUUUGUAAACUGUCUGACAAAGUGUCGUCCCACUGGGUCACUUUCUGUUUUGUAUGAAAUAAAAACAAAACGGUUUAAACAUGUACAUUUUAAGUCCCGCCUCUGGAAGCAAGGCCGGCACCAGCUCUGACUUUUCAGUCGUCGUUUUAAAUUCCGACCCCGAGGCUCGACGUGGGAAUGCGUGUUUUUUUUUUUUUUUUUCCGUUGAUCUGUCUUUACACGGCUCUAAAGCGUCUCGUCAGUGUAGCGCUCCCACACGUCGAGGCAAUCAAAAUCCCCACCAUCACAAAAAUAAGAAAAACGAAGCACAAUUGUGGGUAGAGUAAUUUUCUUUUACUGCCAAUGCAAUCCGCCCAAAGGGUUUCUCAAAUCAAAUUGAUUGCUAGGGUGAAAACAAAAUCCAGUGGAUUUCCACCGUAAGGCGCUCGCUGCUUGGCCCAGUACCCAUCGAAUAGGAAAAAUGUGUUCACGCAACAUGCACCGGGCUCAUGGGCGUUUAUUAACGAGCCGGGGAAAUAUUAAGUAGCAUUGCGCUUAGUUGUGAGCAAGAAGUCAAAACGAUUAAUCAAUCAACACUGAUUAAUUUGUAACUGUUUUUUCAUGACCGAUAACAAAAUACUGGUCCUUUUUUUUGGUUCAAAUUGUAAACAAAUUAAUUAAAAAAAGCACUUCACAGAUGCUACUAAUGCGGUGGGUUUGAUGGUUUUCUCCGUAUUCUUUGGACAACUUUUGCACUUCAGUCGACCUAUGCUUUCUGUUUUUUCCAAGAAAAAUGCUAGUCUCAUCCUACAUGUGUUGCUGUAUGAUGUGCAAUCUGGUUUCUUCAUCCCUACUGACAAUAUGAGAGAAGAAGAAGAAAUAAACUGAAACUUGAUGCAUCGUCAUGCCA